Molecule: messenger RNA, 1187 nt
Organism: Galeopterus variegatus (Sunda flying lemur)
Lineage: Eukaryota; Metazoa; Chordata; Mammalia; Dermoptera; Cynocephalidae
Product: ras-specific guanine nucleotide-releasing factor 1-like
Exons: 8
Biological process (GO): intracellular signal transduction
Molecular function (GO): protein binding; guanyl-nucleotide exchange factor activity
Source: RefSeq, a predicted model, not a curated record
CUACAGGACCCUGGCCACAGAGCACGAAGCGCUGAUGCAGAAGUACCUGCAUCUGCUGCAGAUCGUGGAAACGGAGAAGACUGUGGCCAAGCAGCUACGGCAGCAGAUCGAGGACGGGGAGAUCGAGAUCGAGCGGCUGAAGGCAGAGAUUGCCUCCCUGCUCAAAGACAAUGAGCGCAUCCAGUCCACCCAGACUGUCACCCCCAACGAUGAAGACAGUGACAUCAAGAAAAUCAAGAAGGUGCAGAGCUUCCUGCGGGGCUGGCUGUGCCGGCGGAAGUGGAAGACCAUCAUCCAGGACUACAUCCGGUCGCCGCACGCCGACAGCAUGCGCAAGCGGAACCAGGUGGUGUUCAGCAUGCUGGAGGCCGAGGCCGAGUACGUGCAGCAGCUUCACAUCCUCGUCAACAACUUCCUGCGCCCGCUGCGGAUGGCCGCCAGCUCCAAGAAGCCUCCCAUCACGCACGACGACGUCAGCAGCAUCUUCCUGAACAGUGAAACCAUCAUGUUUCUGCAUCAGAUCUUUUACCAAGGCCUGAAGGCCCGCAUCUCCAGCUGGCCCACGCUGGUGCUGGCUGACCUGUUUGACAUCCUGCUGCCCAUGCUCAACAUCUACCAGGAGUUUGUGCGUAAUCACCAGUACAGCCUGCAGAUCCUGGCCCACUGCAAGCAGAACCGCGACUUCGACAAGCUGCUAAAGCACUACGAGGCCAAGCCCGACUGCGAGGAGAGGACGCUGGAAACCUUCCUCACCUACCCCAUGUUCCAGAUCCCCAGGUACAUACUGACACUCCACGAGCUCCUGGCCCACACGCCUCAUGAGCACGUGGAACGCAACAGCCUGGACUACGCCAAGUCCAAACUGGAGGAGCUGUCCAGGAUAAUGCAUGAUGAAGUAAGUGAGACGGAGAACAUCCGGAAAAACCUGGCCAUCGAGCGCAUGAUCAUUGAAGGCUGCGAGAUUCUCCUAGACACCAGCCAGACCUUUGUGAGACAAGGUUCCCUCAUCCAGGUGCCCAUGUCCGAAAAGGGCAAGAUCACCAGGGGGCGCCUGGGGUCUCUGUCCCUAAAGAAAGAGGGCGAGCGACAGUGCUUCCUGUUUUCUAAGCACCUAAUUAUCUGUACCAGGGGCUCUGGAGGAAAACUUCACCUGACCAAGGUAAGGGAUGCAGGAAAGGAGCUGUGGG